This is a messenger RNA of Oppiella nova, 1203 nucleotides long. NCBI's taxonomy places the organism in Eukaryota, Metazoa, Arthropoda, Arachnida, Sarcoptiformes, Oppiidae. The record is from the annotation of a GenBank genome assembly.
AUGCAGACAAUACACAGUCAGACAAGUGAUACGCCGGCUGUUUGUGUCCAUACCUGUCAAUACCUGUCAACACCUCUACACGACGACUGCAAACUCGACAUGAUUAACGACUCGUUUUGGGUUUCAAUCACUUGUUUACUCGGUUUGGUUGCUAUCAUAACAUGCACUGAGUCUAAGGCUAAUGGACCUAAAGUUACAGACAUUGUCUACUUCGACAUCAAGAUUGGCGACGAAGAGGUCGGACGUAUUGAGAUCGGACUCUUCGGUAAGACUGUUCCCAAGACUGUCAAGAAUUUCGUCGAACUGUGUGUCAGACAUAAGACCGAGGAGUCGACGGAUGGAAAGUUAGUCGGAUAUAAAGGCAGUGCUUUCCACAGAGUGAUCAAUGACUUCAUGAUUCAGGGCGGUGACUUUACUAACGGUGACGGAACCGGAGGUCACAGUAUUUAUGGCAACAAAUUCGCGGACGAGAACUUCAAACUCAAGCACUACGGCGCCGGUUGGCUCUCGAUGGCCAACGCCGGCAAAGACACCAAUGGCUCACAAUUCUUCAUCACUUGUAAGAAGACCUCUUGGCUCGAUGGACGACAUGUCAUAUUCGGCAAAGUUAUCAAAGGAAUGGAUGUCGUCCGCAAAAUCGAGUCCACAAAAACUGAUUCCGGAGACAAGCCUUCGAAGGCUGUGGUGAUUGCAGACUGCGAUACACUUCCAGUUACCGAACCAUUCCCUGUGACCAAAGAUGACGCUCUUUUUGACACUCAAUCUUCGCGAAGACACCAAAUGGGGAAAACACGAUAUGAACUCAUUUUGGGUCUAAACAAAGGCCAUAAAGUGACCAAAAAUGAACGCAAACCCAAACCAUCGAGUUUUAAAGGGCGCAUAACGAAGCACAACAAGUUCGUGAGGGAUAUCGUGCGCGAAGUCUGUGGAUUCGCUCCAUACGAGAGACGAUGUAUGGAACUGUUGAGGAUCUCCAAAGACAAGAGAGCCCUGAAGUUCCUGAAGAGACGUCUCGGCACUCAUCUUAGGGCGAAGAGGAAGAGAGACGAGUUGUCCAACGUUUUGGUCCAACAGAGGAAAGCGGCCGCCGCUCAGCAUAAGUGAUGAGCUGAUUAUCACUCGUCUUAUGGUACCAAUUGGCAGACAAUUCAGACUCUUAUGACUUGUAUUAAAGAAUUAAUAAAAUAUUGUUUCAAAACAUAA